UGAAAAUGGGAAUUUUCUUCUGUCGUUUUCCAGUGAAACAAACAGGAUAUAAAUUAAGCCUACAAUCACGCAAGUCAAAUCUCAAUUGGCGCCACAGAUACAUAGAAACCUCUUUCUUAGUACUUAUUCCAAAGGAAUGGGCAGCAGGUUCAAAUCCGUCCGGGAAAAAACUCAUUUGUCGGUUCACUUCUAUCCGGCUGAAACAUAUAUAUGCAUGUUCUUUUGUUGUGACGUGGAUGGGAGUUUUUCGACUCCUAUGUCAAGCAGAAAGCAGGAGGCUUCUCUUGCUGAUGGCUAUCACAUUUGCUUUAGUUUUAGCAGUUCAAUAUUUUGAACUUCCAUAUACUGAAGUUUUCACAUCUCUCUUUGCUGCUGGCAAGAAUGGUAGCUUUCCAACUGGUUGGUCAUCAUCAAAGUCUGGGAUGUUUGAUAAUGUGACACUUUCAAACGGUUUAAACUCUACUCAUAAUUAUGCAGAUAAUGAUACAGAAAAUGGUACAGCAGUCUUAAAUAUAGACAUAGAAACUGCUCAAGGAAAUGAAUCUGAAGAAAAAGACAGAGAUCUCAAGAAUGUAUAUGUAUCAGAAAGCAAUGAAGGUUCAAAUAAUUCUUUUGGCUUACUUUUUAAUGGAUCUUCAUCAGACACUCUUAUAGCUUCGAGUAUAAGCUCCACAAUGGAGAAUGGUGACAAUGUAGUAAAUGCUCCUGUCUUACAUGCAACACCAGAGCAGCAGAAUGUUACUCAAGAUUAUAAUGCUUCAACCAGUAGUGGAAGCUUUGGUCGUGAUUUUGCAGCACCUGCAUCACCACCAUUGAAGUCACCAUCCAUUCUUCCAGAUACAAAAUUAAGAAGCAAUAUGUCAUCUGUGAACACAUCAUCGGUGGGCAAAAAUACCACAAUUUUGCCUGAAAAGCAUGAAGAUCCCAAUUUCCUCAUUAGCACUCCUGUAUCUGGAAAUGUUUAUUCUGAAAAUACAGUUCCUGCAGUAACGAAGAAAGGAUCCAAGAAGCCUAAAAUGAAGUCCAAGAAGCAACCACAGAUUGUUGUCUCAAUAUCUGAGAUGAAUGAUCUGUUGUUACAGAGUCAUACUUCACCCCAUUCAGUGGCACCACCACUGUCCUCAAAGGUACAGCAGGAAGUAAUUUUUGCAAAAUCACAGAUUAUGCAUGCACCUGUAAUGACAAAUGAUUCUGGACUUCACCCAUCUCUGUAUCGUAAUGUUUCCAUGUUUAAAAGGAGUUAUGAACUUAUGGAGAAUAUACUCAAGGUUUACAUCUACCAAGAGGGAGAAAAACCCAUUUUCCAUCAAGGAAUACUUGAAGGUAUAUAUGCCUCUGAAGGAUGGUUCAUAAAGCUCUUGGAAGCCAAUAAAAAUUUUGUCACUAAAGACCCUCAAAAAGCUCACUUAUUUUUUUUACCAUUUAGUUCUCGGUUGCUAGAAUUAACACUUUAUGUACGCAAUUCACACAGUCGAAACAAUUUAAUUCAGUACAUGAGAAACUAUGUAGACAUGAUUGCAGCAAAACAUCCUUUCUGGAACAGAACCGGUGGAGCAGAUCAUUUUCUUGUUGCUUGUCAUGACUGGGCUCCUGCUGAAACAAGGGGACGUUUUCUCAACAGCAUCAGAGCACUCUGCAAUGCGGAUAUUGGAGUAGGCUUUACCAUAGGCAAGGAUGUUUCUCUUCCCGAAACAUACGUGCAUUCAGCUAAGGACCCUCAGAAAAGCCAGGGAGGCAACCCUUCUUCCCAGAGGCAUAUCCUUGCUUUCUUUGCAGGGAACAUGCAUGGUUAUGUGAGACCAGUUUUAUUGAACUAUUGGCGAAAUGACCCUGACAUGAAAAUCUUUGGCCCCAUGCCUCAUGUGAAGGGCAACAUUAACUAUAUUGAGCAUAUGAAGAGCAGUAAGUUCUGCAUAUGUGCAAGAGGUCAUGAAGUGAAUAGCCCUUGAGUCGUGGAAGCUAUAUUCUAUGAGUGUGUUCCUGUUAUAAUAUCUGACAACUUUGUGCCACCCCUUUUUGAGGUUCUACACUGGGAAUCCUUUGCUGUUUUCAUCUUGGAGAAGGAUAUCCCAAGCUUAAAGAACGUACUCCUUUCCAUCUCAGAGGAGAGGUACGUGGAGAUGCAUAAUAGAGUGAAAAUGGUGCAACAACAUUUUCUUUGGCAUGCUGAGCCUGUAAAAUAUGAUUUGUUUCAUAUGAUUCUUCACUCCAUUUGGUAUAAUAGAGUUUUCCAAACAAGAACAGCAUAGAUUUGUUGUUUCAUGUUCUGACCUUGUGUAAACUUGUCUUUCUUAAAUAUAGAGUUAACAGGUCAAA
Messenger RNA from Theobroma umbraticum, 2316 nucleotides. RefSeq lists its product as uncharacterized. NCBI's taxonomy places the organism in Eukaryota, Viridiplantae, Streptophyta, Magnoliopsida, Malvales, Malvaceae. The record is from RefSeq and is a predicted model, not a curated record. Gene Ontology annotation, molecular function: glycosyltransferase activity.